UGAAAGUAAAACAACAGCCUUAUAAAUGGAAAUCUCCACCAACAUGUAAUUUGCAUCAGGCAGAGACUAUAGUACAACAACCACAACAUCUAUCUGCCUCUGUGUCUCUACAUAACAUAUCUCUUUUGUCUCACUUCACAAAUUGUACUACAUUUUCUGUCUCCAAUGGCCACAUCGGUGAAGAACAACUUCCUGAACCCUGCACUGGUUUCAAAUCUCCAACAAGCACUGCUCAGAAGAAAGGACAGUGUGCAGGAGCAGCAGCACCACAACAGGGCCAAUGAACCCACCAAAGCUUCUUCAAAACCCGUGGUGCUAGUCACCAAUGGUGAUGGCAUAGACUCUCUUGGCCUCACAUUACUAGUUGAGGCACUUCUUUGUGAUGCCCUUCUUGAUGUUCAUGUCUGUGCUCCAGAAACGGAUAGAUCGGUUUGUGGUCACUCGGUUACCACAGGGGAGACACUAGCUGUGUGUUCAGUACAAGUUGGUGGUGCCAAUGCUUAUCAAGUGUCUGGAACUCCAGCAGAUUGUGUCUCUUUGGCUUUAUCUGGGGCAUUGUUUUCUUGGUCAAAACCUGUUUUGGUAAUUAGUGGACUAAACAAAGGAACAACUUGUGGUUAUGACACGUUGUACUCCGGAGCUGUUGCUGGAGCUAGAGAGGCACUGAUUUGUGGUGUUCCCUCUCUUUGUAUAUCAUUGAACUGGGAAAAGAAUGUGAGCUGUGAAAGUGAUUUGAAGGAUGCAGUUACAGUAUGUUUACCAUUAAUUCACGCAGCAAUAAGAGAUAUACAGAAAGGGAUUUUCCCCAAGAAUUGCUUCCUCAACAUAGGGAUCCCAAGCUGUCCUCUGACAAAUAAGGGUGUCAAAGUGACAAGGCAAAGUCCGCAAAGAUCUUCUUUAAGUUGGCAAGCUGUGUCAACAAAUAAGAAUCCUUCAGCAGGCCAUUACAUGUCUAACCAGCAAAGUCUUGGAAUCAUGUUAGCACAACUAGGAAGAGAUGCCUCUGCUGCUGCAGCAGCGCGCCGUCUAAACUCAAACCGCAAGAAUGUGGAGGUUGAAUCAGUUGGUGUUGCUGGAAAAUUCAGUUCUCAACAAACCAUAAAGAAAUACUUCCGAAUGGAGUUAACAGAAAAAGAGCAGCAGGACAUAGAGGAGGAUUUAGACUCCAGAGAACUUGAAGAGGGAUUUGUUACAGUUACCCCUUUGUCUUUGUAUGCAAAUGUUCACAUGGAAAUUCAAUCAUCAGUGUCCAGCUGGCUAGCUAUUGCACUCAGUGGUGAUCAAUGAAACUAGCUGCUAAUUCUGUGUGGUAUUAAUUGUAGAGUAAUCUGCAUUGUAAUUGUGGCAAUCUGAAAGUGAGAGUCAAUGCUUCACAAGUUUUAUGUUGUGAGAUCUUGAGAGUAGUAUGUAUCAUUGGGUAGCUACUAUCCCAUUAGAUUUAAUCUAUAUAUUGUUAUUCAGUUAUUUACUGAUGACAUGACAUGAAUGGAUAUGCACAUGUUGCCAAUGAGAA
This is a messenger RNA of Glycine soja, 1513 nucleotides long. RefSeq names its product 5'-nucleotidase SurE-like. Gene Ontology annotation, molecular function: nucleotidase activity. The coding region runs from base 166 to 1287 and encodes 373 amino acids. Lineage: Eukaryota; Viridiplantae; Streptophyta; Magnoliopsida; Fabales; Fabaceae. The transcript has 10 exons. The record is from RefSeq and is a predicted model, not a curated record.